Ceratina calcarata is the source of this 1559-nucleotide messenger RNA. RefSeq names its product fumarylacetoacetate hydrolase domain-containing protein 2A. The record is from RefSeq and is a predicted model, not a curated record. The coding region runs from base 256 to 1296 and encodes 346 amino acids. Gene Ontology annotation, molecular function: catalytic activity. The transcript has 7 exons. NCBI's taxonomy places the organism in Eukaryota, Metazoa, Arthropoda, Insecta, Hymenoptera, Apidae.
UAAAUAGGUAUGAUACGAGGAAAUACCGGAUUUUAUACGUAUGCAGCAUGGCUAGAUGCUAUCGCAUAUUCAUACACUUUAGUUUGUUCGACAACUGUAGACGGCGCUAUGAACUUCAACUCUGUACGUGCACACUUAGCCACCUUCAUUCAGUAGUUAUUCGUCCUUCGCGACGAAUACCUUCAUUUUUAAUUGCCGGUGGUUAUAUUGCUGCUUUGUAAUCGCGCCGGUUUACGUUUUUCUUGGCGAUAAAAGAUGCCUUACCGUUACAAAAUGCGCUCGCUCAGCAGAGCUUGCUUAGUCUUCAGAAACUCGUGCGCUGAGAAGAACAACACGCAUUUCACCGUUGGCAUACCCGGUAGAAAAUUCUCAACCAGUGGCGCGGUCAACAUGAGAUUCGUUCAAUUUAUUGGCAAAAAUGGGGGUCCACAACACUUAGGAGUCCAACUGGUCCAGGGUGGUGACAUAAUCGCGGUGUCUGCCGUGGACUCGCGGAUCCCAAACUCGUUGAAGAAAUUCCUCGAGGGCGGCGAAGACUUAUUGAAGAAAGCUAAGAGCGAAGAGGAGUUAGACCUGUUAACUAUGGUAGAAAGAAUAGUGGCAGAGGGUAGAAGCGUGAUACCGGAAGCGGACGUGAAGUUUUUAGCGCCGGUUACGCGGAUGGACAAACUGUUGUGCGUCGGUUUGAACUACAGCGGCCACUGCAGGGAGCAAGGAAUCUCGCCACCGGAAUCGCCCGUCAUCUUCAACAAGUUCGCCAGUACCAUCAAUGGUCCGCGCGACAACAUUAUGCUUCCGCCGCUCGAGGACAAAGUUGACUGGGAAGCCGAGCUCGCGAUAGUAAUCGGCAAAAAGUGCAAGGCGUUGAACAAUGACGAGGGGGAGGACUGUAUUUUCGGUUACACAGUGGCGCAGGACAUCACCGCGCGGGAUUGGCAGAAGUCGAAGAGAAACGGUGGCCAAUUUCUCUUGGCCAAAGCGAUGGACACGUUCUGUCCGCUGGGGCCGGCGGUAGUGACCAAGGAGGCCGUAUGUGAUAUCAAUAAUCUGCCUGUGAAAACGUGGGUAAACGGCAACCUUAAACAAGACGGCAAUACUAAGGAGCUGAUCUAUAAACCCCAAGAAAUCGUUGCCUACAUUUCGCAAUUUAUGACCCUGUUACCAGGAGAUGUAAUUCUAACAGGCACACCGGCCGGCGUGGGAUAUACUCGCAAACCACCUGAAUAUUUACAGCGUGGGGAUGUGCUGGAAACGGAAAUAGAGGGCCUGGGCCGUCUCAGAAAUAAAGUUCUCUGAUCUGGCGAGAGGAUCAGACCCAUAGAAGACGUACGAGAGGAAUUCGCCUACAUGAACAACGAACGUACGUUAAGAGAAUGGAACCAGCGUCGAAUGGCCACGGUUCCGAUACAAUGUGCUUUGUAUUCGACGUUGGAUCCACGAUAAUGCGAAUAGAGAGACAGGAUUCGUUACAGGCGACCGCAACGUCGUCAGCUGAAAACUUUAAUAGCAAAUUGAAAGAAUAAAAGUUUUGAUACCACUGGUAUUGAACUGAAGCCUAA